Papilio xuthus (Asian swallowtail) is the source of this 5726-nucleotide messenger RNA. It is a transcript of the gene DNApol-theta, whose product is annotated as DNA polymerase theta. Gene Ontology annotation, molecular function: DNA binding; ATP binding; DNA-directed DNA polymerase activity. The coding region runs from base 89 to 5656 and encodes 1855 amino acids. NCBI's taxonomy places the organism in Eukaryota, Metazoa, Arthropoda, Insecta, Lepidoptera, Papilionidae. The transcript is spliced from 9 exons. The record is from RefSeq and is a predicted model, not a curated record. Gene Ontology annotation, biological process: DNA-templated DNA replication; double-strand break repair via alternative nonhomologous end joining.
UUUUAUAACAUCAAUACUAUAUUGGUAUCGUAUUUAUUUUAAUUAUAAAUUAAUUUACUUCAAUGUACGAAUUAUUAAGUUCACACAAAUGGCCGCAAAUAACAAGGAUGUGAUCGAUUCUCAAAUAUCUGUAGAGAAUGUUUCAUUUUUGGAAAAUUGUUUCGACAAUUCCUUUACAAUACAAAACUCUUUAGUGACAGUGAGAGACUACAUUACACAUACCGUCCCUAUAGCUGAUCGGAGCAAUAAGAAUGGAAAGAGCAACACAGUAAAAAAAAUUGUCUCAAGUUUAGAGUUAAGUCUAAGUACUAAGGAAGUUAAAAAGUCUGAGCAAAAUAUAAAUGUAAGAAAGUUAAAAAAUUGGGGCUUACCAUUUGAAAUUACAAAAAAAUAUGAAGAUAAAGGGAUUAAGGAAAUGUUUGAAUGGCAAGUAUCCUGCCUUAGCCAAUCGAAUGUGCUAUCAGAACAUCGUAACUUAGUUUAUUCUGCACCUACAUCUGCAGGAAAAACUUUAGUAGCAGAAAUACUUACGAUAAAAACAAUAUUAGAGCGUCAAAAAAAGGUAUUAAUUAUUUUACCUUUUGUAUCAAUUGUAAGGGAGAAGAUGUUUUACUUACAAGACAUUUUAUCCAGUUCUGGGAUAAGAGUUGAAGGGUUUAUGGGAUCACAAUCACCACCAGGGGGCUUACAAGCUGUACAUGUUGCUAUAUGUACAAUAGAAAAAGCAAAUAGUUUAGUUAAUCGUCUUAUUGACGAAGGUAACAUAUCUGAAUUGGGUGCUGUUGUGGUUGAUGAGUUACAUUUAUUAGGGGAUUCAAACCGUGGAUACAUCUUAGAACUACUGUUAACAAAAAUUAAGUACAUUUCUUUAAAGGCAAAUGAUGUUAACAUACAAAUUGUUGGUAUGUCGGCUACAUUGCCUAAUUUGGAAGUUCUGGCUGCAUGGUUGGAUGCAGAAUUAUUUAUUACAGAUUUUCGACCUAUUCCCCUUGAAGAGUAUUGUUUAGUGGGUAAAAAAUUAUAUGACAAAAAAGGAACAUACUUACGAUCAAUAGAUGAUAAUACAGGGUUGGAUAAUGAAAAUGAAAGUGUACUAAAUAUUUGUUUAGAUACAAUAAAAGAAGGGUGCUCAGUAUUAAUAUUUUGCAUGACAAAAAAUAGAUGUGAAAGUCUAGCACAAAGUAUUGCAUCCAUAUUUUUUAAGUUGGGAUGUACAAAUAAUGAUAUAGGUACAGUUUUAAGAAAUCAAUUAAAUACAGAAAAGAUUGCAGAAGUUUUAGAACAACUUAAAAAUUGUCCUGUUGGUUUGGAUGAUAUUCUAAAAAAUAUUGUGUCAUUUGGUGUUGCUUAUCACCAUGCAGGUCUUACUUUUGACGAAAGAGACAUAAUUGAAGGUGCAUUUAAGUGUGGUGCCAUAAGAGUUUUAGUGGCGACAUCUACACUCAGCUCUGGUGUUAAUCUACCCGCAAGAAGAGUUAUUAUAAGAACACCUGUAUUCCAAAGACAACCUUUGAAUAUUUUAACUUAUAAACAAAUGAUUGGUAGAGCAGGCAGAAUGGGCAGAGAUAUUAAAGGGGAAAGUAUACUUAUAUGUACGGAGGCUGAGAGAAAAAUAGGUCAAGAAUUAAUGGUAGGUGUUUUGAAUCCUGUUAAAAGUUGCAUUGAAAGUGAGGACAGAUAUAUGAGGGCCGUUCUUGAAAUUAUUGCUAGUCAAGUAACAUGUACAGAGUCAGAAUUAAAUCUUUAUACAAAAUGUUCUUUAUUAUUCAACCAAGAAAAGAAGAGACAGUCACAAAUGUUACUAUUGGGAGAAACUUUAGACCAAUUAAAAAAUUAUGAACUGGUAAGAGUUCAGGAGGAUGGUAAUGAGAUUCAGUAUGUAGCUACUUCUUUAGGCAAAGCUUGUUUAUCAUCGUCAAUGGCUCCUAAUGAUGGACUGUCUUUAUUCUGUGAACUGCAGAAAGCUCGACAAUGUAUUGUACUAGAAAAUGAUUUACAUCUAAUCUACUUAGUGACACCAUACAGUGUUAGCAGUCAGUGGAAUGAUAUUGACUGGUUACAUUUAUUAACUUUAUGGGAGUCCCUAACUAGAGCAAUGAAAAAAGUCGGUGAACUAAUUGGUAUACAAGAAAGUUUUAUAAUACAACGUUUAAGAGGAAGUAAUCACGCGAAAAUCGAUCAAAAGAAGCUGAAUAUUCAUAAAAGGUUUUAUACAGCAUUGGCUUUGCAAGAUUUAGUAAAUGAAGUACCAUUGUCACAAGUAGCGGAGAAAUUUCAAUGUCCUAGAGGUUUCUUACAGGGACUACAACAAGCUGCUGCUACAUUUGCAGGAAUGGUAACAGCAUUUUGUCAUCAAUUAGGAUGGAAGAAUAUGGAAUUGUUAAUAUCCCAAUUCCAGGAUCGUCUACAUUUUGGUAUACAUUCAGAGUUAAUUGAACUGAUGAAGUUGUCAUCGUUAAAUGGGAUAAGAGCUAGAGCACUAUUUGAUAAAGGUUUUGAAACGAUAUCAAGCAUAGCUUCAGCAGAUGUAAAUACGAUUGAAAAUAUAUUGCUAAAAGCGGUCCCAUUUCAAAGCGAAAAAGAAAGAGAUGGUGACGAUCAAUGCGAUUUAAAAAAGCGCAAUAAAAUUAAAAAUAUUUGGAUAACUGGUUGUUGUGGUAUGACAGCUAAAGAGGCGGCUUUAAACUUUAUCCUUGAAGCGAGAAAAUAUUUACAAGAAGAAAUUGGUGUAAAGGAAAUAAAAUGGAACGAAUUAGAGAAUAAAACCAAUUACAGUGAUUCAAAUUCUAAUUGUAAUAAUUUUUUGAAUUCGCAACAAAAUAGCAAACAAACCAAUGGUACAAAUGGCCAUAUAAUAGCUGAAAAUGUAUCUAGUCCUCAAGAAAAAAAUGGCAUUAUAACAGAUUACGAAAAUAAUAAGGACAAGAAUUUAAAGAAUAAUAUUUCCUUGUUAUCAAAUAAAGGAGUACUAAUAAACGAUAAUGUAGAAAGAACGGCAAACGCCAAACAUUCCACUCAAGAAAACAAGUCCUUGAGAAAAGAAAAAAUUGACCAAGAUUGCCUAGAAAUUAAAGAUAGUCCUAUAAUGAACAAUAUCAAAUUUGCUAGAAAUGAUAGUCCGUCCAUAUUAAAAGAUGAUAUAGUAUGGGAAUCUCUUGACUUUUCCACUGCACUGAACAAUGUAUCAAAAUUGAAGGCAUCCGAUAAAAUAAUGUCACCAGAAAUUAGUUUUGGGGAUAGUGAAUUGAAUAUUGCUAUUCCAGAAAAUGCCAAUGAAAACAAAUUGUUAAAAGACAUGUCUGCCAAAGAUGCAUCUACCAAAGAUGUUAGCUUAUUUUCAUCCGAUGAAAGCGGAUCCAGUUUUUUUGAUGAGACAUUACCAAUCGACCUUUUGCCGACUACAUUUAGCAAAAGUGAGGAUAAUAAAAAUACAAGCCUCAAUGAUGUUACAAUUGACUGUCAGUCAAUAUUAAACGCGUUUACAUCUUCCAUCGCAGUGGCUGAUGACGACGACGAUAUUAAAUUAAUGUACGAAGAAGAUAGAAAGGAACUGAAACCAGGCAAUCUAAAUAUCUCACAAGCUGUGGAGAUUAUUAAUUCCCAAGAUGCAGUUAAAAUCUGGGAUUAUAAAAGUCCCCUUAAACGACAAAGUCAUAGAUUAAAUGAGCUACAGCAGCCAUCAAAAAGAUUAAAAAAAGACACAGAUGAUAUAAAUUUUAAUAUAAUUACUUUAAAAUGUAAUCGAUCUAAAAAAAUAAGCUUUGAAAUAAGACAGAAAGUUAUUAAUUGUUAUAUUUUGAGAGAAAUAGACUUGAUAGAAUAUUUAGAUAAAAUAAAAUCGUAUCAUAACGCUUCUAUAUACUUAGAUUUAAAUGAAUCAACAUCAACUAUUGAAAUAAUAGGAAGUAGUAUAUUUAAAAAGUUUGAUGAUUCGCAUAAAGGGAACAUUAUUACUAAUAUAAACGCUUUAAAAGGAAUAGCGAUGUGCUUUAAUAAAGAUCUAUGUGUUUACUUUGAUUUUACUUCUGUAACGGAAAGAUUUUACGAAAUUAAGAAAAAAAUAUCUUAUUGGUUGAGUAUAGACUCUUUAAACCUGAGCUUGCUGUCGUUGAAGACAACUUAUGCGCAUUUAAAACGUAGUUUGGCUGUAGAUUUGAAUACGAAUUGUACAGAUUUGUCAUUAGCUGAAUGGUUAAUACAGAGUGAUGAAAAAAUUCCUGACAUCAACGAUUUGAUGAGAAAAUAUUGUGAUAUCGAUUUGUCGACAGAAAUGUUAAAUAUUGGGAAUGCACAAAAGAAUCUUAAAAGCGCUGACUGUAUAGAGAGUGCUUUAUUUAAAGCAUGGUGCACACAAUGCAUAAGUGAAAAGCAAAAGGAGCUUCUUUUGAAGCAAUAUCAAGACAUCAACAAUAUAGCAAAUGUAGAAACUUAUGUUGCAAGGAUUUUAGCGAAUUGUGAACACCACGGUCUUGCGGUUGACAGAGAUCUGGCCGCAAAGCUUUUGAUUGAUGUGAAAAAUACACAAGAAAUAUUAAUGAAGAAGGCUUAUAAAAUAUGCGGAUACCAUUUCAAUUUGAAUUCGUCGAAAGAUGUCGCUAAGGUAUUAGGCUUUUAUAAAGGUAGAAGAGUAAGUACAAAGAAAAGUGUACUAACCGCACAUAACAGUCCUUUGGCCAGUAUUGUUAUUUAUUGGAGGAAUUUGAACGCAAUAUUAACUAAAACUUUAUACCCGUUGACUGAGAAAGCAAGCAAUUACUCUACGGCCGACAGAAUAAACCCCUCCUACACAAUGCACACUUGCACCGGCCGUAUAACUAUGCGAGAGCCGAACCUACAAAAUGUACCCAGAACGUUCUCCAUUCCCGUCAAAUAUCUUACAAUGACAAACGAAAAUGACCUUUCCACCGACGUGAUAGAGUUCAAUUGUAGAAACGUGUUUGUAGCGACGCCGGGAUGUGUUUUCGUUUCUGCUGAUUAUUGUCAGUUGGAAAUGAGAAUACUCACCCAUUACAGCUGUGACCCUGUUUUGACGAAGAUUAUGAGGUCUGAUGUUGAUGUUUUUAAAGCUAUAGCUGCUUCAUGGAGCUGUUUACCAGAGGAAGAGGUUGAUGACGAUCUCCGUCAGAAAGCUAAACAGCUUUGUUAUGGAAUCCUGUACGGUAUGGGCAAUAGGACUUUGAGUCAACAUCUUGACGUCACAGAAAUGGAGGCUGCAGUUUUCAUGGACUCAUUCUAUAAUACAUAUCCCUCUUUAAAAAUGUUCAAACAAUCAAUUAUAGAUGCCUGCAGGGAACAUGGUUUUGUUGAAACUUUAAAGAAACGUCGAAGAUAUUUACCUGAUAUUAAAAGUAAUCUACCACAUAAAAGAAGUGCAGCGGAACGUCAAGCAGUGAAUACGACGAUUCAAGGCUCCGCAGCAGACGUCGCUAAAGCAGCUAUGUGCGCUAUAGAUAAAACACAAUUUUCUCAUAUAAAACCUCGUCUUAUAUUACAAUUGCACGAUGAACUUAUUUAUGAAGUACAAGAAGAAUAUAUGAAAGAUUUCUCGAAAGUUCUAAAACGAGUUAUGGAAGAUACAGUAUGUUUAAAUGUUCCUUUACCCGUUAAAGUGAAGUCAGGAAAAACUUGGGGUACACUCAAUGAAAUAAAGGUUUAAAUCUAGACUGAUAAUAUAAUGAAAUUUAAAAAUAUAUAGUCUGUGAUAUUUAAUAUAGCUCACUUUAUGA